Molecule: messenger RNA, 8081 nt
Organism: Jaculus jaculus (lesser Egyptian jerboa)
Lineage: Eukaryota; Metazoa; Chordata; Mammalia; Rodentia; Dipodidae
Gene: Pbrm1
Product: polybromo 1
Exons: 35
Coding region: 414-5591 (1725 amino acids)
Biological process (GO): chromatin remodeling
Cellular component (GO): RSC-type complex
Molecular function (GO): chromatin binding; protein binding
Source: RefSeq, a predicted model, not a curated record
GCGACGGCAGAGGCCGCGGCCAGAGGAGCAAUAGCAGCAGCCGUGGCGGCCGCGGGGCGGGGCGCAGCGGUCAGCGACCGCGGUCGAAGCUGCAGGCGGCGCAGCGGCUGGAUAAAGAAGCAGAUCUGAGAGACUGACUCAGGGAACAUCAAACAGAUCGCUACAGGUGGAAGAUCUGGACACGGAAUCAUCUGAGUCUUGCCAACACUUGGUGUCACAUGUGAGCCUCCCACAUGUGUGCACUCUCCAUUCCAGCUCUGUGAUUGAGAUCUGCUCUUAUUGACUAGGGGGCAGUUGGGCAGGCAUGCUUCAUUCCUGGAAUUGACAGUCCUUCCAUUUUUGAAUAUACUAACUGAAUAAGCAUUUCUGAAGCCCUGCCUUCUCUCCCUGGCUUCAGCUGGCCUUCAGACAUAAUGAGGAGACUGGCCUUUCGAGGCGCUGGUUGUGCUCUGGUAAAGCUGAAGAAGUUGGAUUCCAUGGGUUCCAAGAGAAGAAGAGCUACCUCCCCUUCCAGCAGUGUCAGUGGGGACUUUGACGACGGGCACCAUUCUGUGCCUGCACCAGGCCCGAGCAGGAAAAGAAGGAGACUUUCCAGUCUUCCAACUGUAGAUCCCAUUGCUGUGUGUCAUGAACUCUAUAACACCAUCCGAGACUAUAAAGAUGAGCAGGGCAGACUCCUCUGUGAACUCUUCAUUAGGGCACCAAAGCGAAGAAAUCAACCAGACUAUUAUGAAGUGGUUUCUCAGCCCAUUGACUUAAUGAAAAUCCAACAGAAACUAAAAAUGGAGGAGUAUGAUGAUGUUAAUCUGCUGACUGCUGACUUCCAGCUGCUUUUUAACAAUGCAAAGGCCUAUUAUAAGCCAGAUUCUCCUGAAUAUAAAGCUGCUUGCAAACUCUGGGAUUUAUACCUUCGAACAAGAAAUGAAUUUGUUCAGAAAGGAGAAGCAGAUGAUGAAGAUGAUGAUGAAGAUGGGCAAGACAAUCAGGGCACAGUGACUGAAGGAUCUUCUCCAAGUUACCUGAAGGAGAUCCUGGAACAGCUUCUUGAAGCCAUAGUUGUAGCCACAAAUCCAUCAGGACGGCUCAUUAGUGAACUGUUUCAGAAACUGCCUUCCAAAGUGCAAUAUCCUGACUAUUAUGCAAUAAUUAAGGAGCCUAUAGAUCUCAAGACCAUUGCUCAGAGGAUACAGAAUGGAAGCUACAAAAGUAUUCAUGCAAUGGCCAAAGAUAUAGAUCUCCUAGCAAAAAAUGCCAAAACUUAUAAUGAGCCUGGUUCUCAAGUAUUCAAGGAUGCCAAUUCAAUUAAAAAAAUAUUUUAUAUGAAAAAGGCUGAAAUUGAACAUCAUGAAAUGGCCAAGUCAAGUCUUCGAAUAAGGACUGCUUCAAAUUUGGCUACAGCCAGACUGACAGGCCCUUCGCACAGUAAAAGCAGCCUUGGUGAAGAAAGAAAUCCCACUAGCAAGUAUUACCGUAAUAAAAGAGCUGUCCAAGGGGGCCGCUUAUCAGCAAUUACCAUGGCUCUGCAGUACGGCUCAGAAAGUGAAGAGGACGCUGCUUCAGCUGCUGCACGUUAUGAAGAAGGAGAGUCAGAAGCAGAGAGCAUCACUUCCUUUAUGGAUGUGUCAAAUCCUUUCUAUCAGCUAUAUGACACAGUUAGGAGCUGUCGGAAUAACCAAGGGCAGCUAAUAGCUGAACCUUUUUUCCAUUUGCCUUCAAAGAAAAAAUACCCUGAUUAUUAUCAGCAAAUUAAAAUGCCCAUAUCACUUCAACAGAUCAGAACAAAGCUAAAGAACCAAGAAUAUGAAACUUUAGAUCAUUUGGAGUGUGAUCUGAAUUUAAUGUUUGAGAAUGCCAAGCGCUAUAAUGUUCCCAAUUCAGCCAUCUAUAAGAGAGUUCUGAAACUGCAACAAGUAAUGCAGGCAAAGAAGAAAGAGCUUGCCAGAAGGGAUGAUAUUGAAGAUGGGGACAGCAUGAUCUCUUCAGCUACUUCUGAUACUGGUAGUGCCAAGAGAAAAAGGAACACUCAUGACAGUGACAUGUUGGGUCUCAGGAGGCUAUCCAGUAAAAAGAACAUAAGAAAACAACGAAUGAAAAUUUUAUUCAAUGUUGUUCUUGAAGCUCGAGAGCCAGGUUCAGGCAGAAGACUUUGUGAUCUAUUCAUGGUUAAACCAUCCAAGAAGGACUAUCCUGAUUAUUAUAAAAUCAUCUUAGAGCCAAUGGACUUGAAAAUAAUUGAACAUAACAUUCGCAAUGACAAAUACACAGGUGAAGAGGGAAUGAUAGAAGACAUGAAACUCAUGUUCCGAAAUGCCAGGCACUAUAAUGAGGAGGGUUCCCAGGUAUACAAUGAUGCACAUAUCCUGGAGAAGUUACUGAAGGAUAAGAGGAAAGAGCUGGGCCCUCUACCUGAUGAUGAUGACGUGGCUUCUCCCAAACUCAAGCUGAGUAGGAAGAGUGGUAUUUCUCCUAAGAAAUCAAAAUACAUGACUCCGAUGCAGCAGAAACUAAAUGAAGUAUAUGAAGCUGUAAAGAAUUAUACUGAUAAGAGGGGUCGCCGCCUCAGUGCCAUAUUUCUAAGGCUUCCCUCUAGAUCAGAGCUGCCUGACUACUAUCUGACCAUUAAAAAGCCCAUGGACAUGGAAAAAAUUAGAAGUCACAUGAUGGCAAAUAAGUACCAAGAUAUAGACUCAAUGGUUGAAGACUUUGUCAUGAUGUUUAACAACGCGUGUACAUAUAAUGAGCCUGAGUCUCUGAUCUACAAAGAUGCCCUUGUCCUACAUAAAGUCCUGCUUGAAACCCGAAGAGACCUGGAGGGAGAUGAGGAUUCCCAUGUCCCAAAUGUGACCUUGCUAAUUCAGGAACUCAUCCAUAAUCUGUUUGUGUCAGUCAUGAGUCACCAAGAUGAUGAGGGAAGGUGCUACAGUGAUUCCUUAGCUGAAAUUCCUGCUGUAGACCCUAACUUUCCCAAUAAACCUCCCCUAACAUUUGACAUUAUUAGGAAGAAUGUUGAAAAUAAUCGUUACCGGCGACUCGAUUUAUUUCAAGAGCAUAUGUUUGAAGUGUUGGAACGAGCAAGAAGGAUGAACCGGACAGAUUCUGAAAUAUAUGAGGAUGCAGUAGAGCUUCAGCAGUUUUUUAUUAAAAUUCGUGAUGAACUCUGCAAAAAUGGAGAGAUCCUUCUUUCUCCAGCACUCAGCUAUACCACAAAACAUUUGCAUAAUGAUGUGGAGAAAGAAAAAAAGGAAAAAUUGCCUAAAGAAAUAGAGGAAGAUAAACUAAAACGAGAAGAAGAAAAAAGAGAAGCUGAAAAAAGUGAAGAUUCCUCAGGUGCUGCAGGCCUCUCAGGCUUACAUCGCACAUACAGCCAGGACUGCAGCUUUAAGAACAGCAUGUACCAUGUUGGGGACUAUGUCUAUGUUGAACCUGCAGAGGCUAAUCUACAACCACAUAUUGUCUGUAUUGAAAGACUAUGGGAGGACUCAGCUGGUGAAAAAUGGUUGUAUGGUUGUUGGUUUUAUCGACCAAAUGAAACAUUCCACUUGGCUACACGAAAAUUUCUAGAAAAAGAAGUUUUUAAGAGUGACUAUUACAAUAAAGUUCCUGUUAGUAAGAUUCUAGGCAAAUGUGUGGUCAUGUUUGUCAAGGAAUACUUUAAAUUAUGUCCAGAAAACUUUCGAGAUGAGGAUGUUUUUGUCUGUGAAUCACGGUAUUCUGCCAAAACAAAAUCCUUUAAGAAAAUUAAACUCUGGACCAUGCCCGUCAGCUCAGUUAGGUUUGUGCCUCGGGAUGUGCCGCUCCCUGUGGUUCGAGUAGCCUCUGUAUUUGCAAAUGCAGAUAAAGGGGAUGAUGAGAAGAAUACAGACAACUCAGAGGACAGUCGAGCUGAAGACAGUUUUAACUUGGAAAAGGAAAAAGAAGAUGUCCCUGUGGAAAUGUCCAAUGGAGAACCAGGUUGCCACUACUUUGAACAACUUCGUUACAAUGACAUGUGGCUGAAGGUUGGUGACUGUGUCUUCAUCAAGUCCCAUGGUCUGGUGCGCCCUCGCGUGGGCAGAAUUGAAAAAGUAUGGGUCCGAGAUGGAGCUGCAUAUUUUUAUGGCCCCAUCUUCAUUCACCCAGAAGAGACAGAGCAUGAGCCCACAAAAAUGUUCUACAAAAAAGAAGUGUUUCUGAGUAAUCUGGAAGAAACCUGCCCCAUGACUUGUAUUCUGGGAAAAUGUGCUGUGUUGUCAUUCAAGGACUUCCUCUCCUGCAGGCCAACUGAAAUAUCAGAAAAUGACAUUCUGCUUUGUGAGAGCCGCUACAAUGAGAGUGACAAACAAAUGAAGAAAUUCAAGGGAUUGAAGAGGUUUUCACUCUCUGCUAAAGUGGUUGAUGAUGAAAUUUAUUACUUCAGAAAACCAAUUGUUCCUCAGAAGGAGCCCUCACCUUUGCUGGAAAAGAAGAUCCAAUUAUUAGAAGCUAAAUUUGCUGAGUUGGAAGGUGGAGAUGAUGAUAUUGAAGAGAUGGGAGAAGACGAUAGUGAGGUCAUUGAAGCUCCUUCUCUACCUCAGCUGCAGACUCCCCUGGCCAGUGAGCUGGACCUCAUGCCCUACACACCCCCACAGUCUACCCCAAAGUCUGCCAAAGGCAGUACAAAAAAGGAAGGUUCCAAAAGGAAAAUCAACAUGAGUGGCUACAUCCUGUUCAGCAGCGAGAUGAGAGCUGUGAUUAAAGCCCAGCACCCAGACUACUCUUUUGGGGAACUCAGCCGGCUGGUGGGGACAGAAUGGAGAAACCUUGAGACAGCCAAGAAAGCAGAAUAUGAAGAGCGGGCAGCUAAAGUUGCUGAGCAGCAGGAGAGAGAGCGAGCAGCACAGCAACAGCAGCCGAGUGCUUCUCCCCGAGCAGGCACCCCUGUGGGGGCUCUCAUGGGGGUGGUGCCACCACCAACACCAAUGGGGAUGCUCAAUCAGCAGUUGACACCUGUUGCAGGCAUGAUGGGUGGCUAUCCGCCAGGCCUUCCACCUUUGCAGGGCCCAGUUGAUGGCCUUGUUAGCAUGGGCAGCAUGCAGCCACUUCACCCUGGGGGGCCUCCACCCCACCAUCUUCCGCCAGGUGUGCCUGGCCUCCCGGGCAUCCCACCACCGGGUGUGAUGAACCAAGGUGUGGCUCCUAUGGUAGGGACUCCAGCACCAGGUGGAAGUCCAUAUGGACAACAGGUGGGAGUUCUGGGACCUCCGGGGCAGCAGGCACCACCUCCGUACCCUGGCCCUCACCCACCCGGCCCUCCUGUCAUGCAGCAGCCAACAACGCCUAUAUUUGUGGCUCCACCACCGAAGACCCAGCGGCUUCUCCACUCAGAGGCCUACCUGAAAUACAUCGAAGGACUCAGUGCCGAGUCCAACAGCAUUAGCAAGUGGGACCAAACCCUAGCAGCUCGCAGACGGGACGUCCAUUUGUCAAAAGAACAGGAGAGCCGCCUACCCUCUCACUGGCUCAAAAGUAAAGGGGCCCAUACCACCAUGGCCGAUGCCCUCUGGCGCCUGCGGGAUUUGAUGCUUCGAGAUACUCUCAACAUUCGACAAGCAUACAACCUAGAAAAUGUCUAGUCACAUCAUUGCGUUUCUUUUAUAGAAGCAUAAAGAAUUGUGGAACAGUAGCCAUUUUAGUUACUGGGGGCGGGGGAGGGGAACAAAGGAUAAUUUUAUUGCAUUUUACUGUACAUCACAUUUUUAUAAGGACACUUUUAAUACUCUAUUUCAAUUUGGUUUUGUUAUUAAGUUGACUUUCUCAAAUACAGUUUUUUUGCAUAUGUUUCCUUCAUUUAAAGCCAGUUCCAUAAUUGGUUGUGUAUGUAGAUUGGUUUUAUAUUUUACUUGUUGCCAUGGGACUUAAACCACCAAAGGUUUUGUCUUGGCGUGGGAUUUUGUUUUUUUCUUCUGUCUGGGCUUUUUUUGUUUUGUUUUGUUAUAUAAAAGAACAGACAAAUGAGGGGGCGGGGGAAAGGUUUACAGAUAGUUUUAAGUUGACAAUGUGAAGUUGAUCCUAGUUUACAUCCUAGAGAGAGGAAUGUAUGUAUGCGUGUUUCAUGUGCCUGAAUACCUUAAGCCACUUGCCGAAAAAGCUGUUCCUUACAGGUAAAGUGAAGUGGUUUCUUUGGAAGAUUGGUUUAGAUUAGAUGUGAUACACUGACUCUGUUAGCUCAGACGCUCACUGCAGAAACCUGAAAUGAGUGCUGUGUCCACCCGCAGCUAGUGCACCUUCUGGCUGACUGCUUAGACAUCUGUGCUGUCAGUGGUCUGCAGAACUGCUCAGCCCUGAGUUGUAUUUAGCCUUGGCAGGUAAGUUUAAGGGUAUGAUCGAUCUGUUUAUACCUUAAUCACUUUAUGCCUAGACAAGUUAGUGAUUUGGAAUUAUACAUCUGUUACACUGAAAAAUGCUGACGUUCAUCUUAAAUGUAUUGAGAUAUGCAUGGCGGUGGUUUAUUUUAAGCAUUAGCACCUAGCCUGAGAAAGGGAGUGUGUACAUGGUUAUGAGUUGCAUCUUGUGCAUAACUCUGAAAGGCAGAUUGCCUACAUAUGCAAAUGUUUUAUAUUCUUUAUCUCCUUGUUAUCAUUGGUGGAACUUUCCCCUAAGUUUCAGGGUUGUAAUUCUCAACCAGGAAAAAUACACUUUAAAAUGCCUUUGAAUUUAGCUUGUGCUUUGGGAUCACAGAAGAAGGGAAUCCUAAUUUAAGAAAAUGUCCAUAAAAAGAUUAUCACAGAUCCAAAACUUUAGGGUUUGAUGACCCUGUCUUUCCGCUGUGGCCCUAGAAUAAACAUCUGGAGGCAGCGUAUGGUGCUCAGAUAGGAGGAAACCAGGCCUUGGUGUUCCACUGGUCUGAUUGGAACCUGAGGUGACUGCAGUGGAACUUCCAGUUUUUGUUGAGUGACUCUCAAAUGAUGCUUUUUCUCCUUUUGAUUUGUCAUGAAUCAGUACCCACAUUUAAUUGCCAUACUUAAUAAAUCAUGAGAGCAAACAAGUAUAAAAUGGAAAGAAAUCUCUUGUCUCUAGAUACUUUAAAUACAGGAGGCCUUUGUAAGUUAAUUGCCAUUAGUCAACCACUGGAUCUCAAUCUGCAUUAAGAAGUAUUUAAAGUAACUUUAAAUUUCAAAAAUGUCCUACAGUAAUAUGUCACUACUUUUUUUGUUAAACUAAUCAGCUAAAUCUUCAGUUGGUUAUUUGAACUGUUGACUCAUCAUGGAUUGUACGCUACAAUCAGAUUCUUUUCUUCCUAUACAUCUUUGAAUUACACCAAAGAACCUGAAACUUAAUUUUGGUUAAAUUAUUUAUUUAUUUCAUGCAUUCAUUUUAUUUCCCUUUGUAAGGUCUGGAUGAAAUUUCCUUGGGGAGCCUCUAGACACUCCUCGCCAUUAGCCACGGGCACUGGAAUCCAGAGCUCCCAGGCUCCCACCAUCCCAGCGCUGUAUGACCAGUAGUAGCCGGGGCUCCCUGAGGCAGUGCAGAACCAGCACAGGGUGCCACCAAGCAGGCCCUAAUUGUUUUGUUUUGUUUUUUUAAGAUACUAUUUAUUUUAGAAUCAUGCUUUUCUAUAUACUAACUUAGGACUAUUAGUUAAUAUUUAGGAUAUAAGAUUUGAGAUCAGCCCUCUUAAAAUAUAAUUCCUGAGUUUAAAAAAAAUACAAAAAGAACUAUAUACUUUUUUUUCCCCAUGACUUUCAGGAACUGUGGCUUAGAAAAUAUGAGCUAAAUAUUUUCAAAUUGUAAGUUCUUGUGGAGAAGAAUUUUGUUUAUAUGGGGGGAGACUUAUAGUUUUAAAAGAGUUGUCAGCCAACUAAUUGAAAAGGUGGUUUUAUUUAACCUGCCUUCCCUUUUCUCUGAAGAAUUAAGGAGGAGGGGGAUGUUUGCUUGUAUAAAAUUCCCAAAUUGGUUUUGAUGACUUUUAGUUUAAGCAUUUCCGGAUCUGAUUAAAACUUGAUUUAUUCUAAUUUCUGUUAUAUCAUCACCUGAGGUUUAAGUGUUAGUCUUAUAAUGUGUAUGUAUUAUAUGUUUGUUCAUCAAAAGCUUUUUAAUCCAAAUAAAAAGAGUUUGCAAAGUGA